Messenger RNA from Perca flavescens (yellow perch), 4649 nucleotides. RefSeq names its product TBC1 domain family, member 16 (gene tbc1d16). The transcript has 13 exons. Gene Ontology annotation, cellular component: early endosome. The coding region runs from base 395 to 2647 and encodes 750 amino acids. Gene Ontology annotation, biological process: activation of GTPase activity. NCBI's taxonomy places the organism in Eukaryota, Metazoa, Chordata, Actinopteri, Perciformes, Percidae. Gene Ontology annotation, molecular function: GTPase activator activity. The record is from RefSeq and is a predicted model, not a curated record.
AACUGUUAGUCAAGUUAGACACACAUGGCCAAGCUAUCAUAGGAAGUAAGACAGGUUUAGCUCAUAAAUUAAAGUGUCUUGCAUUGUCUCAAAGGGCCAGCACCGUAUUCGCCAACAGGGAGGUUUUACUUUGAAAGUGUACCGGACGUGUUACUUUUGCUGUAGAAAGAGCAGCAGUCAAACGUGUGGUGUCACUGUCGGAAAACACAGGGCUACAAACAAGACUACGCUCCUGACAUAACAGCUGAGCUAAAUCCGGGAAAAAGGCGGUGAAACGACGCUGGUACAUGCCGUUCGAUCCCCGGUUGCCCGGUGAGAUGGAUGUCCGACAUGGGCUGUAGACUUCUGCGGCGGGACUGAAGAGGAUGGGCCCAGUGUCCCGGUAUCUGAGGAGAUGUCUUUGGGUCGGCUCCUGCGGCGUGCCUCCUCCAAGGCCUCCGACCUCCUGACCUUUAACCCAGGGGCGGGGGGCUCAUCGUUACGUCCGGGCCUGGAUGGCGAGAUCAUCUUCUCCAAAAACAAUGUUUGUGUGCACCCCGCAGAGCCCCUGCCUGGCCUGGCAGAGCACCACCCAGGCUACCUGUGUGUGCACACGGAGAAGGAUGACAGCCUGGGCACCACCCUGAUUCUGACCUGGGUGCCCAACUCCCGCAUCCAGAGGCAGGAUGAGGAGGCGUUACGCUACAUCACGCCGGAGAGCUCCCCCGUACGCAGAAACGCACGCCGCCGAGGCAGACGACCCCACUCCCGUCACCCAGCAGCCCAGGAGGAAGUUGAGGAUGAGGAGAGGAACGUUACCAGCAGCACCUCGGCAGAGAGCCACGGCCUGGUCGAAGAGGCGGGGGCAGAUCCGUCCUCACACCAGCAGCAGCUGCCCUCAGCGGGGGAGGAGGGCGACGAGGGCUCCUGCGAGCUGUCGGACGAAGUGAGUCGGGACAGUACCAUGGGUUCAGACUCGGACACGUUCUCCUCCCCGUUCUGCCUGUCGCCCGUCAGCGAGGCCCUCUGUGAAAGCAGCGGCUCCGUCUUCCUGGACAGCGAAAGCAGGGAACUGUGCGAGGAGUCCAUGACCCACUCUGCAAGCUUCACCUCCAGCCUGGAUAGCCACGCCCCCUCCGAGAGCGGCGGCCAGUCGCAGUGCAUGCGUUGGGAGGAGCAGCAGAAGGUGCUGGUUCUGGAGCAGUUGUGCGGCGUUUUCAGGGUGGACCUGGGACACAUGAGGUCGCUGAGACUCUUCUUCAGUGAUGAGGCUUCUACCAGUGGCCAGCUAGUGAUUGCCAGCCGAGAGAGCCAAUAUAAGAUCUUACACUUCCAUCAUGCUGGCCUGGACAAGCUGGCUGAGGUCUUCCAACAGUGGAAGUGCUGCAGGGAAACUCAACUCAAAGACCAGGUGUCAGAUGAGAAAUCGUGCAUGCAGUUUUCCAUCCAGAGGCCCAUCCUGCCGUCGGCUGAGACCCACCCAGAGGAGAAGCUUUAUCGCCGGCUGGACGUCACUACCUGGCUACGUCACCUCAACCACAAUGGGCAGGUGGAGGAGGAGUAUAAGCUACGCAAGGCCAUCUUCUUCGGUGGUAUCGACCCAUCCAUCCGUGGCGAGGUGUGGCCCUUCCUGCUGCACUACUACAGCUAUGACUCCACCUCCCAGGAGAGGGAGGCCUGGAGACUGCAAAAACGCACCCACUAUCAUGACAUCCAGCAGAGGAGAUUGUCCAUGAGCCCGGAGGAGCACAGCGAGUUCUGGAGAAAGGUCCAGUUCACAGUGGAUAAAGACGUGGUGAGAACAGACCGCAGCAACCACUUCUUCAGAGGAGAGAAUAACCCCAAUGUGGAGAUUAUGAGGCGGAUUCUGCUCAACUAUGCAGUGUUUAACCCAGACAUGGGCUACUGCCAGGGCAUGUCUGACCUGGUGGCCCCCCUGCUCACUGAGAUCCAGGACGAAAGCGACACCUUCUGGUGCUUCGUCGGUCUCAUGGAGAACACCAUCUUCAUCAGCUCACCGCGUGAUGAAGACAUGGAGAGGCAGCUGAUGUAUCUGCGGGAGCUGCUGCGUCUCAUGCUGCCCCGCUUCCACCAGCACCUGACCAGGCUUGGGGAGGAUGGCCUCCAGCUGCUCUUCUGCCACCGCUGGAUCCUGCUCUGUUUCAAACGAGAGUUCCCCGACACCGAGGCUCUGCGCAUGUGGGAGGCCUGCUGGGCACACUACCAGAUGGACUACUUCCACCUGUUCCUGUGUGUGGCCAUCAUUGUUCUCUAUGGCGAGGAUGUGACAGAACAGCAGCUCGCCACUGACCAAAUGUUGCUCCACUUCAGCAACCUCUCUAUGCAUAUGAAUGGGGAACUGGUGCUACGCAAGGCCCGCAGCCUUCUAUACCAGUUCCGCCUGCUACCCAGAAUCCCAUGCAGCCUACAUGACCUUUGCAAACUGUGUGGCCCGGGGAUGUGGGACAGCCGCUACAUCCCCACUGUGGAGUGUUCUGGUGAACACCCUGACUCACAGAGCUGCCCCUAUGGUGGCACCUCCACCCCCCAGCCCUCCUCACCCUCACUGUCAUCCACGCCCUCGCCAAACUCCACCCCCACACCUCCACUGCGGGGCAAGAAAGGCUCCAAAACCCGGGAUAUUUUCACCUUCCGGAAACAGUCCUGAGGCCGAGGCCAUGGGAGCGUUGCUGUUCUUGGCUCAUGUUAGUACAGCAAAGGUUUGUUCCAUCUGCUGGAUUCCUGAACUGUUUGUCGCCCUUUGACUCCUCUCCCGAAGUCCCUGCCUCUAGUUUCCCUAUCUUACUGAGGAUUAUUGUAACUUGAUCUUUUCAUGUGGUGCAAUGUGGAACACUGCCUUACCAGAAUGUUAUUUGCAAUGUUCAGCAUCACAUAAAUCCAAGAUGAGGACGGUUUGCUACUGGACGGGCCGGAAGUCAAGAGUCUGUUUUCAUCUUGGAGCAGAAUAGACAAUCACCAGGCGCUAUGUUGGUCUGGAGCUACUUCAGGUUUGAGUCUGCUGCUGGCUUGGCAUACUUUCAUGGGCUUUGUGGGCAGGGGUCACAUCAGGGUCUGAAGCAACCGGCAUGAAAUCGUGCAGACUCUGACCGAGGGUCAAAUGAAACUGGAGAUUCAUUCACAGGACUUGAACUUCAACUUUUAAAAAUGUUGCAGUGUUCUCACAAUGGAAUAUUUGUGUGAAUAUCAAAUGUGCAUAUCUCAAGUCUGAGCAGGACAUUUUUAACAAAGAACAGUUAACCUACAAAUAGGAUUAUAACAAAUUUACUGGUAUUUUUUUCUUUUUUAAUUUCAUUUUCAAACAAGUGAAUGUUUACGUUUUAAAAUAGCAGUUACAAAUAUAUUUAGCAAUAUUAUAUCCUUGCAUGAGCGAUUCUUGACAUAUAGAUGGCACAACUUGUUUGUUAGGAAACACUCAAGCCCAAAACAGAGGUAAGAAUGUGUUUACAUGACAAACACUUUUAGGGCUCUGCAUAUUUCCUCAUCAGAUUGUGAAAAGGAACAUUCUCAUAGUUUUUCUCUGUUUAUAAUGUUGUUUCCCGACAAGCAGGAUAAAGCUAGGCAUAUGUUUCCUUCUGAUAAAAGUCAGACACAAACAUUAAUUUUACCUGUCGAGCAAUAGGAACAUAAUCAUUUACACAUUACCAUCAUAAGAUAUCAUUUCCUGUUUGAGGUGUGGGAUGGAUAUGACAGCGCUGGCUGCCAAAGAAAGCAUAGAUCAUGUUUUGAUCCUGACAAAAAAGAUUGACAGCCUCGUGUUUUCUCUUACAUUGUGUCGCCUGUGUUGAACCAUGUUCAGACAGGGUUGUGAAAUAACGUCAGCACAGUGUUUUUUUCUUACCUCCAGAGUUCUCUCCACUUUCACCUAAAAAUGAAUGAAAACACACUAUCAACACUAAGAAUCAGUCCACAUGAAUGUAUCUGUUGUUUGUUUUUUUAAGUGUGUGUGUGUGUGUGUGUGUGUGUGUGUGUGUGUGUGUGUGUGUGUGUGUGUGUGUGUGUGUGUGUGUGUGUAUAUAUAAACUGGAGUGACCUCUAAACAUCUGGUAAUGAGUUGGAGAACAGCCGUAGAGGCCCCCCCCCCCCCCACCCCCGACCAGUCUCUUUAAUUAUAACAGUCAUCAUAGGGAGAAAAAGAGAAAAAAAGUAAAGCUGGCUGUUUGGUCUCUUCAGAAAAAAAAAAAAUGGGAGAGAUGGAGAGGAAAGUAACGAUUUAAGCGUCACACAGGGAUAUAUAGUGAUCUGCAUCUUGGCUCUGUGAUUUGCAAGUCCCUGAUGUAAGGUGGUCUCCACUCUGAGGCUUUUCCCUGAGAGCUUUUGAGUGACACUCCUGGGGCUGAAAACAUCUUCAAAUUGCUGCUAAAAUGUAACAUUAAGACCUUCAAUCAAACCCCCCUCCCCCCUUCUCUCACUCUCUCUUGUGGUCUCGCGCUCUCUCACUCAGCAAGCAGUCUUUGCAAAUGACAUUCAUAACUGCUCCUUUUCCCCCAUUAGUUAUCAUGUGCAGCUGCUUGCUGGAAAAGCCUGCAGAGUUUUGAAGAUUGGGUGGCUGCGUUGAAAUGAGCAAAGUCAGAGAUGCACGAUGGGAAAGUAAUCAAAGUGUGUGUGUGUGUGUGUGUGUGUGUGUGUGUGUGUGUGUGUGUGUGUGUGUG